Messenger RNA from Penaeus vannamei (Pacific white shrimp), 1543 nucleotides. The record is from RefSeq and is a predicted model, not a curated record. Lineage: Eukaryota; Metazoa; Arthropoda; Malacostraca; Decapoda; Penaeidae.
UAGGAGUCAUUCAACUCUCUCGACAAGUACUUCCGAUAAAAGCGGCAGUUAUUACUCCCAAGCCUUGACAACAUGCAGAACGUGAUCAAUACUGUUAAAGGGAAAGCCUUAGGGGUCGCCGAGUAUCUUACGCCGAUUCUUAAGGAGUCCAAGUUCAAAAGAGACGGAGUCCUUACUCCAGAGGAAUUUGUAGCCGCAGGGGAUCACUUGGUUCAUCACUGCCCCACAUGGCGAUGGGCUCCAGGGGACGCUGCCAAGACCAAACCAUAUCUUCCUCCAGAGAAGCAGUUCCUCAUCACCAAGAAUGUCCCUUGUUACAGGAGGUGCAAACAAAUGGAGUAUCGCAGUGAGCAGGAGCUGGUCCUGGAAUCAGAGGGUGAUCCUGAUGGUGGAUGGGUGGACACACACCAUUUCAGUGACUCAGCCAUCUUGGAAGAGAAAGUGGCUGACAUGGCACUCGAAGAUAAGAAGGCAUCUUGCGCAGAUGAUGAUGAUGAAGAUGAAGACGAUGAUGAUGAAGAAGCUGCAGAUAUGGGUUUUGAGGAGUCAGGCAUUUUGGAGCAAGAGGAUCCUAAUCGACAACCUUUAACAGUUGAAGAAAAUUAUGAGGACUUUAGCCAGGAUCAUGCCAACAAGACAGUCACCAUGGAAACGCAUCCUCAUCUCCCAGGUCCUCCCAUGGCAUCUGUGCAUCCCUGCAGACAUGCUGAGACCAUGAAGAAGAUAUGUGAAACGGUGCUUGAAGGCGGAGGCGAGUUGGGGGUCCACCUGUACCUCAUAGUGUUCCUGAAGUUUGUACAGGCCAUCAUUCCCACCAUUGAAUACGACUACACGCACAAUUUCACCCUGGCUCCUUAGGAUAAUUGAAUGCGAGAAAAGUGCUGGUGUUUCUACAAGCGGUCAUCUUCUGCUGACCUGAGAAAGUUGAAUUAGCAAGCAAAUUAUGUAAUCACUGUUGUUAUUAUUAUUAUCAUUAUUAUUAUUACCACUGCUGCUGUAACUAGGGCUAUUGCUCCUAUUUUACUGUUAUUGUUUUGAUAAUUGUUGAUGUGUUAAUUAUUCUAUUUUGUUAGCAUAAUUGUUUUUGUAUUUAAUUAUUAUUAUUGUUAUUAUUAUCAUUAUUAUUAUUAUUAUUGUUGUUAUUAUUCUUAUUCAUUAUCAUUAUUAUUAUCAACAUCUUCAUCAUCGUUAUUAUUGUUUAUAUCAUUAUAGUUACUAUGACCUCUUAUUAUAUUAUUCCUUCCCAUUUUCACAAGCUCUGGACCUCUUCUUAAGGAUCUGAACUUUGCCAUUGAGCUAGUCGUUGUACUGCUGCCAAAAAACAGCUUCUCCUCAGUGGAAGUCUUCAGAAGAAAAUGGUUAAAGUGAUAUGCCUUGAGUGUGAAGUGCUUUGGUUCAAGAUUAACAGCUUUUCAUUGUCUUUCAUAAUAGAUAAUUUACCAUAUGUUGCAGGACAACUUUGAAGUAGCAACAGCACUUAAACUGUUGUUAAAUAACACACGCAGGAGAGAAGGGAAUUAUAAUUAAAAAAGAUCUGAACUUA